CAAAACCUUAUGCGCCCUCUCUCCAUCGGCGACGGUUUCCUUUUCCUCACCAGUCUCUCGCUCUCUCGCUCUCCCUCCGGCGACGGCGGCGAUCACCGGCGAACCCAACGGCAGACUGCAACCAGUAGCGGCGGUUGGGGGUUAUACGGUUCCUGUGUUCCACCAUUUCUCCCACUCCCUUUGUGAACUUCGCAACCUAUCGGCAUGGGCUUGACAAGUACGGAAUCUUCUCGUAUUCUUCAAGAUAUCGAGACUUUGAAAUCUGCCAAGUCUGACUUAGAACGUCGGAUUUCGGCUCUCGAAUCCCAGCUCCGCGACCUGAAUCAUCACCAGAACGAUGGCGUUUCUAACGGCUCUUGCACUUCACUAUCCACUGUCGAGUCCGGAUUUCCUCAUGGAUUGUCCCCCGAUAUGAUUUACAGAUACAGUCGGCACCUUCUUCUUCCUUCCUUCGGAGUACAAGGACAAUCGAGGCUUUUGAAGUCUUCAAUUUUAGUAGUUGGAGCGGGAGGGUUGGGCUCGCCAGCUUUACUGUAUCUUGCAGCUUGUGGUGUUGGUCGUCUGGGAAUUGUUGACCACGAUGUAGUUGAACUAAAUAACAUGCAUCGGCAGAUUAUCCACACUGAGGCAUAUAUUGGUCGGUCAAAAGUAGAAUCUGCUGCUGCUACUUGUCACUCGAUCAACUCUACUGCUCAGAUUAUUGAACACAAGGAAGCUCUUCGCACGUCAAAUGCUUUAGAAAUUUUUAGCAAAUAUGAUAUUAUAGUAGAUGCAACAGAUAAUGCUCCUAGCCGGUACAUGAUUAGUGAUUGUUGUGUGGUGCUGGGAAAGCCUCUUGUGUCUGGUGCAGCACUAGGUUUGGAAGGGCAGCUCACAGUUUACAAUUACAAUGGUGGUCCAUGCUACCGAUGCCUAUUCCCAACUCCCCCGCCAACAACUGCAUGCCAAAGGUGUGCUGACAGUGGUGUUCUAGGAGUAGUUCCUGGGAUCAUUGGUUGUCUUCAAGCGCUGGAAGCUAUAAAAAUAGCAAGUGCAGUUGGUGAGCCGCUUUCUGGACGGAUGCUUCUAUUUGAUGCCUUAGCAGCAAGGAUCCGAAUUGUCAAGAUUCGUGGAAGGUCAUUGCAGUGUGAAAUUUGUGGAGAGAAUGCUAAAUUCAAUGCGGAGCAAUUUCGAGAAUUCGACUAUGAAAAGUUCACCCAGUCCCCAUUAUCUACGUCUCCCCUGAGAUUAAAACUACUGGAGCCACACUCGAGAAUAGGCGCCAAGGAGUACAGGGAUCGACUUGGUAAUGGUGAAGCACAUGUGCUAGUGGACGUUCGUCCGGAGCACCAUUUCAAGAUUGUUUCUCUUCCCAACUCCCUGAACGUGCCGCUGGGGAGUUUGGAGGGUAGGCUGGAUGAAAUCGCUUCAGCUUUGAAGGAACAUUCAGACUCCUCCAGCUCCAGUGAUGGUGUUCAGUUAUACGUUGUUUGUAGAAGAGGCAAUGAUUCUCAAAGAGCUGUAAAGUAUCUCCAGGAGCAAGGAUUCGAUUCAGCUAAGGAUAUCAUUGGCGGAUUGGAGGGUUGGGCCCACGAGGUGGACCCCACUUUCCCCACCUAUUAAUUUGCUUGCCCCUUCAAACUUCCCAUAUGGUUGACUUGUUUGUCGUUCACUUAGAUUUUUUAUUUCAGGUAUCUAAUUGUUAUAAUAUGGCAACUUCAUUGUACCCAUCAUACUGAAUGCAUAUAAUCAAUUUCUCCUCUGUAGCUUGCUGUGAGUUUUGGCCACUUAUAGCAAUAUAGUGGAGAGAUUGAAGUUGGCCAUCA
Messenger RNA from Momordica charantia (bitter melon), 1805 nucleotides. It is a transcript of the gene CNX5, whose product is annotated as co-factor for nitrate, reductase and xanthine dehydrogenase 5. Gene Ontology annotation, biological process: tRNA wobble position uridine thiolation. The record is from RefSeq and is a predicted model, not a curated record. Gene Ontology annotation, cellular component: cytosol; cytoplasm. Gene Ontology annotation, molecular function: thiosulfate-cyanide sulfurtransferase activity; adenylyltransferase activity; URM1 activating enzyme activity. NCBI's taxonomy places the organism in Eukaryota, Viridiplantae, Streptophyta, Magnoliopsida, Cucurbitales, Cucurbitaceae.